Messenger RNA from Dictyostelium purpureum, 347 nucleotides. RefSeq lists its product as uncharacterized. The transcript is spliced from 2 exons. The record is from RefSeq and is a predicted model, not a curated record. NCBI's taxonomy places the organism in Eukaryota, Evosea, Eumycetozoa, Dictyosteliales, Dictyosteliaceae. Bases 36 to 245 code for a protein of 69 amino acids.
GAUUUAUUUUGCAAUAACUAUAAUUCAAAUUAAAAAUGGAUAAAGAAAUCCCAUCAUUAAAGGAAGUAUUGGAAUUAAGUUUCCCAGGCUUCGAUUAUAUUUUAAAAGCACGAGCCAAAUACUACGAAAAUAUAAGAAAAGAUAAUCUUUAUUCAAAUUUUGAUUAUUCACUUCAAAUGAUUCACUCAAACAAUAUCAUUUGUAAUAAUGAUGUUAUUUCACUUUUUCUAUCUUUAUUCCCAUAACUACUAAUAGCAUUCAGUCAAUAUCAAUUCACAAAUAAUAGUAAUAACAAUUAUACAGGUUCAGCAAUCAAAUAAAUAAAAUAACUUUUUUUUAUUUUUUUU